AUCGAGGCGGGGCCGAGACCGGAAGCAGCCCCGGGCGGAAGCCCGACCGUGUCCACUGGGCCCUCCUCCCGACCUGCCCCAGGCUUGUGCCCCGCCCACCCGAAAGUGGGUGAAAGGUCGGCGGCGCCGGCACUGCAGCUGGGGCUGCGAAGCCAGUACUGCCCGAGAACUGACAGACUGAAUUACAGACGGACUAACUAUGGCCGAGCAGCCGAAACCCAUCAGCCCGCUCAAGAACCUGCUGGCCGGCGGCUUUGGCGGCGUGUGCCUGGUGUUCGUGGGUCACCCUCUCGACACGGUCAAGGUCCGACUGCAGACACAGCCACCGAGUUUGCCUGGACAACCUCCCAUGUACUCUGGGACCUUUGACUGUUUCCGGAAGACUCUUUUUAGAGAGGGCAUCAGGGGGCUAUAUCGGGGAAUGGCUGCCCCUAUCAUCGGGGUCACUCCCAUGUUUGCUGUAUGCUUCUUUGGGUUUGGUUUGGGGAAGAAACUACAACAGAAACACCCAGAAGAUGUGCUCAGCUAUCCCCAGCUGUUUGCAGCUGGGAUGUUAUCUGGUGUAUUCACCACAGGAAUCAUGACUCCUGGAGAACGGAUCAAGUGCUUAUUACAGAUUCAGGCUUCUUCAGGAGAAACGAAGUACACUGGUACCUUGGACUGUGCAAAGAAGCUGUACCAGGAGUUUGGGAUCCGAGGCAUCUACAAAGGGACUGUGCUUACCCUUAUGCGAGAUGUCCCAGCUAGUGGAAUGUAUUUCAUGACAUAUGAAUGGCUGAAAAAUAUCUUCACUCCAGAGGGAAAGAGGGUCAGUGAGCUCAGUGCCCCUCGGAUCUUGGUGGCUGGGGGCGUUGCAGGGAUCUUCAACUGGGCUGUGGCAAUCCCCCCAGAUGUGCUCAAGUCUCGAUUCCAGACUGCACCUCCUGGGAAAUACCCUAAUGGUUUCAGAGAUGUGCUGAGGGAGCUGAUCCGGGAUGAAGGAGUCACAUCCUUAUACAAAGGGUUCAAUGCAGUGAUGAUCCGAGCCUUCCCAGCCAAUGCGGCCUGUUUCCUUGGCUUUGAAGUUGCCAUGAAGUUCCUUAAUUGGGCCACCCCCAACUUGUGAGGCUGAAGGCUGCUCAAGGCUGCUAGAUGCUGGAAGCUGUCGCUGAGGAGAAGAAGUAGUGAACAGAACUAAGCAGUCUUGGAGGGCAAGGGGAGGGGAAUGGUGGGAUCAGAGCCCUGUGCAUGGACUUGGUGAGACCGUUACCUUAAUGACAUCCUGUACCUUGUAUAACUUUGUGUCACUUUGAAACUUGAAUUCAUUCUCGUCAAUUUAAGGGAUCUUAAAAGGAUUUGGAAAUGGAACAAGUAGCUUCUAGACCAGAUACUACCUGUGGCAAGAAUGGUGCCUCCCAGUUGACUGCUGGUCCUACCACACCCAAAGUAUUCCUCAUUAAAGAGAGAAUCUCAAGUUCUCACUGGAGGCACUGUGCAGAUUUUCAACCAGAUCACCAGGAGCUGAGAUCUUCUUCAGUCCCUAGCCAGGAAUACCCAUUUGAUUUCCAGGGUGCCAUCUAAUCCUGGGCUGUACCUGUGGAUCUGGACUUGAGGCCCACCCCUGUGUCCAAGUGGACUAGGUAUAUAUGCCUAGGAGAAGGUAGACUGUUAAUCGUUGGAUUUUGAUUUUUUUUUUUUAAACGCAUGCAAGUAAUCAAAAGUAAAACUAGAGUAGCCUGAUUUUCUGGGAGCAGGUGGAGAACUUUCCCUCCUACACAGUGAGGACAGUCCCAGUCUGCUGGGAUAAAUGAAAAAGCCCAGGAUGUAGGAAGGUCCUUUUUACAUACUCUUUUCUCAUGAGCGCUCCCUAUUUUAACAAGAAACAAUAAACGUUGUUUCUAAUUUUU
Messenger RNA from Rhinopithecus roxellana (golden snub-nosed monkey), 1886 nucleotides. RefSeq names its product solute carrier family 25 member 20 (gene SLC25A20). Bases 200 to 1105 code for a protein of 301 amino acids. Gene Ontology annotation, cellular component: mitochondrial envelope. NCBI's taxonomy places the organism in Eukaryota, Metazoa, Chordata, Mammalia, Primates, Cercopithecidae. The record is from RefSeq and is a predicted model, not a curated record. Gene Ontology annotation, molecular function: low-density lipoprotein particle binding; O-acyl-L-carnitine transmembrane transporter activity. Gene Ontology annotation, biological process: mitochondrial transport; positive regulation of neuron projection development; carnitine transmembrane transport. The transcript is spliced from 9 exons.